Molecule: messenger RNA, 1303 nt
Organism: Empidonax traillii (willow flycatcher)
Lineage: Eukaryota; Metazoa; Chordata; Aves; Passeriformes; Tyrannidae
Gene: MRPS35
Product: mitochondrial ribosomal protein S35
Exons: 8
Coding region: 1-1074 (357 amino acids)
Biological process (GO): mitochondrial translation
Cellular component (GO): mitochondrial small ribosomal subunit
Molecular function (GO): structural constituent of ribosome
Source: RefSeq, a predicted model, not a curated record
AUGGCGGCGCCGGCCGCGCUGUUGUGCAGGGCCGGGUUAUGGUGCGGGGCCGGGCUGUGCUACGGAGCUGGUUUGUGCUGCCGGCCCGGGCUGUGCUGCCGGGCCAGGCUGUGCUGUGGGGCCGCCAGGGCGCUCCCAUCCGCCCCUCGCUGUGGCCGCGCCGCCUCCUCGUCGGCAGCCGCGGUGAGCGGCAGGGAAGGGCCGCAGCCCCGGGAAGCUUCAGUAAGGAGAAGAGGCAGGACACCACAGUUUGCUGCAAGUCCCAGAGCAGACAGGAUGGCUGUGGAUCAGGACUGGAGCAGUGUUUACCCAACAGCAGCUGCCUUCAAACCUGCCUCUGUGCCCCUCCCAAUCCGAAUGGGCUACCCAGUGAAGAGGGGAGUGCCUCCCCCAAAAGAGGGCAACUUAGAACUUAUCAAGAUUCCCAAUUUUUUGCAUCUUACUCCUCCUGCAAUUAAGAAGCACUGUGCAGCUCUUAAAGAUUUCUGCACUGAAUGGCCAAGUGCUCUGGACAGUGAUGAGAAAUGUGAACAGCAUUUUCCUAUUGAAACCGAAACCGUAGAUUAUGUUUCUUCAGGGACGUCUAUUCGCAAUCCCAAAGCAAGAGUGGUGACUUUAAGAGUUAAACUUUCUAACCUGAAUUUGGAUGACCAUGCAAAGAAGAAGCUUGUUAAACUCGUGGGAGAGCGGUACUGCCAGGAGACAGAUGUGCUCACAAUUGUCACAGACAGGUGUCCCCUAAGAAGACAGAACUAUGAUUAUGGCAUGCACCUGCUCACGGUCCUGUACCACGAAUCCUGGAAAACCGAGAAGUGGGAGAGUGAGAAGUCUGAGGAGGACAUGGAGGAGUAUAUCUGGGAAAACAGUCGCUCUCAGAAAAACGCCCUGGAUACUCUGCUUCAAAUAAAAGCCUCAGAGAGAGUCAGUAAUGUCUCCGAGGAAGAGCUGCUUGCAUCUGAAGUGGUUAAGAAUUACAAAAACUCUGUAGUUGCACUGAAAAAUGAGGGUGAAACAGAAAGUAACAUGUCUCAGUAUAAGGAAUCCGUGAAGAAGCUGUUGAACAUACAAGCGUGAGAGCAGGCUCUGCAGGUACACCUGGUCAUUACAGAAAUAUUAAGCUACUAUUAAUAUUCCUUAAUUAUAUGGAUAUAUAAUUAUUCAGAACCUUAAGCAAAAACGUGAGACUUGAUGAUGAUAAUCACAGGAGUAAUCAGUUUUUUCUUUACUGCUUAAUUUUCUGUAAACAUGGUCGUCCUGUCCAUGAAUCUUGUUCUUUGAAUAAAGUAUGUUUGGAUUCGUAUUG